UGUUUAGAAAACGGGAAAUCAUUUGCCGCUCGGUGUUUGAGAAAAAUAUUGCUUCUAAUCGUGUACAUUUUAGGAUAUACAAUGCUUCCGCUAUCCUUAUUGAAAACAGCACAGAGUCAUCCUAUGUUGGUGGAGCUGAAAAAUGGCGAAACAUACAACGGACACCUGGUGAGCUGUGACACCUGGAUGAAUAUUAAUCUGCGGGAGGUCAUCUGCACUUCAAAGGAUGGUGAUAAGUUUUGGCGUAUGCCGGAAUGCUAUAUCCGGGGCAGCACGAUCAAGUAUCUGCGCAUCCCGGAUGAAGUGAUUGACAUGGUGAAGGAGGACAUGCAGUCGAAGUCGCGCAGCCGGGCCGAGAUGAACAAGGGUGGACGGAACCAGAACCAGGGCCGCGGUGGCGGCGGUGGCGCUGGCGGUGGUGGAGGCGGUGGGCGAAACAAUAUGAACGCCAACAAUCGGAACACCUUCGGUGGCAAUCGGGGCGGCAAUCGGGCCGGUCUCGGGAACCCAAAUCGAAACGCACAACAAAACAAGAAAUAAAAGGCUGCUCAAAAC
Molecule: messenger RNA, 555 nt
Organism: Anopheles moucheti
Lineage: Eukaryota; Metazoa; Arthropoda; Insecta; Diptera; Culicidae
Product: U6 snRNA-associated Sm-like protein LSm4
Exons: 4
Coding region: 82-540 (152 amino acids)
Biological process (GO): mRNA splicing, via spliceosome; nuclear-transcribed mRNA catabolic process; P-body assembly
Cellular component (GO): P-body; spliceosomal tri-snRNP complex; U6 snRNP
Molecular function (GO): U6 snRNA binding
Source: RefSeq, a predicted model, not a curated record